AUGGCAACUAAAAAGAUGAAUGUUUUGGUAUAUUCUGGUAACGGAAGUACUACCGCAUCUGUUCGCCACUGCCUAUACACUCUCCGCCGCCUACUAUCACCUUCUUAUGCCGUCAUUUCCGUAACAGGCGAUACCCUCAUCAAGGAACCUUGGUUUAGCACCUGCGCGCUUCUCGUCUUUCCUGGUGGUGCUGACCUGGGCUACUGUCGUACGCUCAAUGGCGAGGGUAAUCGAAGAAUUAGUCGAUGUGAGUUUGAAGUUGAUGACCCAAAGAUGGCUGUUGAGGGUGAGCGCGAAUUGGGAUUCUUUCCAGGGACGUGUAGGGGGCUGGCCUUUGCAGGGUUCGAGUAUAGAAGUGAGGCUGGGGCUAGGGCUGCGGAGAUCAAGAUAGAGAAAGAGGCUUUUGAGGGGGUCGAUGAGGGUGUGGCGGACACGUUCAAGAGUUAUUAUAAUGGCGGUGGUGUGUUUGUUGAUGCGGGGACGAUGAAGGGUAGGGGGGUACAGAUUUUGGCAAGUUAUACGGAGGAUUUGCAUGUUGAAUCUGGGGAAGGCAAAGCGGCGGUUGUGUAUAGGAAGGUUGGUGAGGGUCAUGCGGUCGUCACUGGACCGCAUCCAGAAUUCGCACCCCAGAACCUGAGCAAGAUUCCCGGCUUACCUUCUUAUGCUACGGUCAUCAGUGACAUCGCUGCCACAGACGCUACACGACUUGCCUUCAUGCGUUUGAUCCUCAGGAAACUGGGUUUGCUAGUCAACGAGCAGGAACAAGCGGUACCGUCCCUCUCCCGCCUGCAUCUCACUGCUCAUAACCUGGCAGACGUCUCCGAUCUUGUUGCUACCUGGAGUGAAAUCCUCACUGUGAUGGAUGGUGAUGAGUAUAUCAAGGGAGAGAACGACGUGUUUCGUAUCGAGAAGGAAGGAACUACCUGGAGUGUAAAGGAGUUAAAGAGAGCUGUCAGCGCCAUGUCGGAGAAGUUACCUACACUUGCUUCUGUGACGAAGAGCAAAGAAGCGGGUGUUGAGAAACAGAGCCAAGAAGAGGAGUCCAAGAAGAAGAAACCAGAAACAAAAGAGGAAGAAAUCCAAGAGUGCAUCGAGUACACCGCCAGUACCUCCCCCGACGAAAUCCUCUCUUACGAGAAGAUUGUCAAGGUCAUAGUACCCCACGAGAAAGAACUUCCAUCCGCCCAAGAAACGCCCUUUCAUCACGAGUCCUUCUAUGCCAACCUGCACCACCACCACACCAAACUCCGCAAUCCAGACGCCUCUUUUGGUCGCCACCUCAUCUACGGUGAAGUCGUAACAUCGACCAACACGCUCCUCGAAAAGAACCCAUCUCUCCUCCGCAACCUGCCCAACGGUUUCACAAUAACAGCAACCACGCAAAUCGCGGGGCGCGGUCGAGGCAAUAACGUCUGGAUCGCACCGCCCGGCGCUUUAAUGUUUAGCACCGUCCUGCACCACUCCUUUACACUGAGUCAGAGCGCGCCCGUGGUAUUUAUCCAGUAUCUGGCUGCAUUGGCUAUCGUGCAAGGGAUCAAGAACUACGCACCAGGCUACGAGAAGAUGCCCGUGAAGCUCAAAUGGCCGAACGACAUAUACGCACAGCUGCCCGGCUCCUCGGGCAACCCCAUGGUGAAGAUCGGUGGAAUCCUAGUAAACAGCAGUUACUCGGGUUCCACCUACGACGUCGUAACCGGAAUCGGUCUCAACCUGUCCAACGCCCUUCCCACCACAAGUCUCAAUCAACUCACAAAGGCUUGCGUACCUCCGCUCCGUGACUUCACUCCCGAAAAACUUCUCGCGUCCAUACUCGCGCAUUUCGAAACGCUGUACUCGACCUUUUGCCAGGAAGGGUUUUCCCGCGAUAUGGAGAGUUACUACUACGAAAAUUGGUUACACACAGAUCAGCUUGUUACCCUCGAGGACCAGCAAGGGGUGCAAAUGGGUACCAAAGCGAGGAUAAAAGGUAUAACUCGGGAUUGGGGAUUAUUGCUCGCGGAGGAGGUACGGGAGGUGGAUGGGAGAGGCACGGGCAAAAUCAUACAGAUACAGAGUGAUGGGAAUAGCUUUGAUUUCUUCAGGGGGUUGGUUAGGCGCAAGGUUUGA
Molecule: messenger RNA, 2106 nt
Organism: Alternaria atra
Lineage: Eukaryota; Fungi; Ascomycota; Dothideomycetes; Pleosporales; Pleosporaceae
Exons: 4
Coding region: 1-2106 (701 amino acids)
Biological process (GO): protein modification process
Cellular component (GO): cytoplasm
Molecular function (GO): biotin--[biotin carboxyl-carrier protein] ligase activity
Source: RefSeq, a predicted model, not a curated record